Messenger RNA from Alternaria metachromatica, 1077 nucleotides. RefSeq lists its product as uncharacterized. Bases 1 to 1077 code for a protein of 358 amino acids. The record is from RefSeq and is a predicted model, not a curated record. Lineage: Eukaryota; Fungi; Ascomycota; Dothideomycetes; Pleosporales; Pleosporaceae. The transcript has 2 exons.
AUGGCUGCCUCUGGACACUUCGGGCUGCUUGGCCUCCCGAGAGAGCUGCGCGACAUAAUCUACGGGUACGCACUCACCGAGCAAGCUGGGCUCAUUCUCACGGAACCCUCUCCCUCUCGUCUCCGUGCAGCAGACAAUCCGCGAGGCCCCGAUCCGAAUCCACUCAAGUUUGUUUGUCGCCAGCUGUACGCCGAGACCAGGGGCCUCGGUUUGAAACAUAACAAGAUAACUUUCCCCGGUCCUUUCAGCUACGAACUAUUCGACAAGUUUACUAAGAAGUACUGUUCGGCUGCGAAUUUUGAGCAAGUUCGACGUGUCGCGAUCUUGCAGACGACAUCUGGCAGACUGCUCAACGAAUUACAGGGGGCAGAUACGAUCAGCCAGAAAUAUCCAGCCCUGUCCGUGGAGUACGCACUCACCGAAGAUCGCGGCCUCCUUAUGAUCGAGACUCACCCGAAGAGCUUCAGAGGCCAUCGACUCUAUGAGCACUGGGUCGAAUCUAACAGGCUCAAAUACGUCUGUCGCCAGCUCUACGACGAAACCAAGGGCCUAGGUCUGAGACUGAACGACAUCGCUGUUCGGUCUGAUCGACAGGUCGAGGACUUCGUUGCGUUUCUCGCUACAUGUUCGGCAGAUCAGCAAAAGUAUAUUCGGCAAGUCACACUGUGUGCUGAUGUGUCGAGUGUCGUGGGAUGGGUGAGCACAUGGGACAAGGCCGUCGAGACAUUGACGCCAUAUGGCGCCUCGCAUCCCGGCAUGAAGUUUCACUUAUAUGUCAGUUCCCUCGGUAAAAUCGAUGACUCUGGUCAUUGGCUCAUGAAGGCUGCCAACAUUCUGUACGCCAGACAUAUGCACGAGAACCAUGCCAUUCUCGAUCCACUCAUGCGCCGGUUGGCCGUCCGCUUCAAUGCUGAUCGGAAAGAUCCAAUUCCCGAUCAUAUCCGGAUAUUUCCUGGUACAGGGCCUGGCGACCUUGUUCAACCUGUCUUCAGUAAGAGAGACGUACAGACAUAUGGUAGAGCACAGAUCCAGCUCUUCAUCAAAGAGAUCGAAAAGUGGCAGCGAGAGGGUAUCUAG